Messenger RNA from Cokeromyces recurvatus, 554 nucleotides. RefSeq lists its product as uncharacterized. Lineage: Eukaryota; Fungi; Mucoromycota; Mucoromycetes; Mucorales; Mucoraceae. The record is from RefSeq and is a predicted model, not a curated record. The transcript is spliced from 5 exons. The coding region runs from base 18 to 554 and encodes 178 amino acids.
AUUUUAAAUUAAUAACUAUGAAGUUUCUUAUAAUUAUUUCAUGUCUUGGCUUUCUCUUUCUGGAAAAAAUAAAUGCUAAACCUGCCGAAGGCUGCCUUAGAAAUUAUACAGUUGUAGAAACUGAUAGCUGCACGUCAGUUGCUGCACAAUUUAAUCUUACAGAAAUUAGCUUUUAUACUAUGAAUCCUGGUCUUCAUCACAGCGUUAAACAUGAUUGCGAUAAUCUUGAUACUGGGAAACCAUACUGUGUUUGUAUGGUAGAACCUUGUGCUAUUCGUACUUCUAUUGUUUCUUCUAAUAUAACAAAAGUAAACAUUACCGCUAACACAACCAUUAACAACUCGGUGAAUACUCUCUCACCUUCAUCUUCUUCAGAUACCAAAACUUUACUUACAGCUUCAACUUCUAUGAGUAACAAUACAAAUAUCCCUUUACUUGCUUCUUCUACUGCUGUUACUCAUAUUUCUCAAAAAAAUAGUUUAGGUACAAUAACCAAAGCCAUGAAUGGCUUAAUAACUAUGAGUAGUCUUUUUAUAUCAUUAUACUUUCUUUAA